Messenger RNA from Felis catus (domestic cat), 6543 nucleotides. RefSeq names its product gap junction protein delta 3 (gene GJD3). The record is from RefSeq and is a predicted model, not a curated record. The coding region runs from base 3773 to 4552 and encodes 259 amino acids. The transcript is spliced from 2 exons. Gene Ontology annotation, cellular component: connexin complex. NCBI's taxonomy places the organism in Eukaryota, Metazoa, Chordata, Mammalia, Carnivora, Felidae. Gene Ontology annotation, biological process: cell communication.
CUUCCGGGACUUUCUGAGAGAGCCGUUUUUGCACAAAUUUGUCCCGCCUUCGUCCCUUCCUCCAUCUGCUGCCUGGAAUGCGGCGGAGGAGGAAUGGUGAAGGAAGAGGACCACACCCAGGGAGGAGUUUGGAAGGAGCCUGCGCCCCCAAGGACUUUGAGGCACAGAGCUGCCCCUCUUCCCUGAACAGCCCGUCGCCCUCCUCCUUUUGAGUGAGAGGAAAACCAGCUUCUCUUGUUUAAGCCACGGUUUAGUAGCUGUGCUGUUACAGCCGAACCUAAUCUUUUUUUUUUUUUUUUUUAACGUUUAUUUUUGAGACAGAGAGAGACAGAGCAUGAACGGGGGAGGGGCAGAGAGAGACGGAGAAACAGAAUCGGAAGCAGGCUCCAGGCUCCGAGCCAUCAGCCCAGAGCUCGAACUCACGGACCGCGAGAUCGUGACCUGGCUGAAGUCGGACGCCCAACCGACUGCGCCACCCAGGCGCCCCUAGCCGAACCUAAUCUUAAAUAAUUAUAGAGCCAAGGGAGGAGGGAAGGCCUGAAGGGGAAGCAGGUCCCCGUGAGUGAUAAAACCGCAGAGCCUGAGGGGUCUAUUGAGAACCACAGGCUGAGGGCGGGGAGAAGAGAGAGGAGCGGGGACAACCUGUGAACCGAAGGUCGCCUGUCCGGAGGAUUUGUAGGCCUGGAAAGAGUUUGAAGGGUCAGACACUGCGGGGGGGCGGGGAAUGCUCCAGAGUAAUCAGAAGCCAACACAACCAUGCAUCUGACUCCCUCACCUUUCCCACCCAGGCCGAGGGGAAAGGUGAGGGAGGAAUUUUACCGUUAACCCGUUUUGGGGUUUUCAUUUUUACCCAGGACUAGCCAUUCUGAUUACCGAUCUCAGACCAAAUCGGCCACUUAAGUGAUCACUAGCUUUAGAGGAGACCAGAGUUAGCAAAUGAGGCAGAGUGAGCUCACCGUCUUGGGGCAGAGAUGGUCUGCCCCUUCCGCAACCCUCCCACCCCAACCUUCACCCACCCAGCCUCUACCACGUGCCAGGAACUGUUCUAGGUGCUGACACGGGACAGUGAGCAGGGCACCUCGUGGAGCAUACAUGCUAAUGGAGGAGAUGGGUGCUACACGGGAUACAAUUUUUAAAUAACCAAGUAUGUAGUGAUCAGUGCAAAGGAAAUAAAGCUGAGAAAGGGGAUAGGAAGUAGGGGGUUAAAUUCCCGUUAGGAAGGUUAGGGAAGGCCUCACUAAAAGGCAACAUUUCCGUAAAGACUAAAAAAUGUUAGAGGGGUUGGGAUGCCUGGGUGGCUCAGUUGGUUGGGCGCCUCUUGAUUUCAGCUCGGGUCAUGAUCUCACAGUUCGUGAAUUCAAGCCCUGAGUCAGUGGGAGCCUGCUUGGGAUUCUCUCGUUCUCUCUCUCUCUCUCUCUCUCUCUCUCUCUCUCUCUCUCUCUGUCCCUCAUGCGCAGUCUCUCAAAAUAUAUAAAUGAACUUAAAAAAAAAAUGUUAGAGGGGCAUGGGGAGAGAAAAUACAGCCAUGUGUUGAUGAUGUCACUUACUGGGUACAACCAUGUAGUGCCUGCAUAUGUGUGUCUAUGUGUGACAGAAUGGGAAUUGGCUCCCCAGCCCCCACAGGGUAGAGUGAAGUGUCUAGGACAGAGAUUGAAUAUGAAACUGGGCAGGAUGGGCCUCUCAGCCCAGCUCCAGACCUUAAGUAUGGCCAAGAAUGGGGCCAUGUGUCACCAGCCCUGGGCAGCAUCAGUGACACCUCCUCUCAGUCUGGACAGCGCUAUUAUCUGGGAAGGAGGACGGGCUCCGGAGAUUGUACAGUCUCCUGUGUCUGGCCUGUGGCAUCAGGGAUUGUGGACAGCAUGUGGCAUGCUCCUGCCUCACCCUAGCCCACUACCUCUGCCAUUUUCCAUUCCCCAAAAGCAGACAGAUCUGAUGGGGUUUUUCCAGGCUGGGCCAGUGUCCUCACCCAGCAGGGGCUGUGAGGACAGGGCAGGGACCAUUCCUGGACAGUCAGGAGAGAUGAGGUGUGUCCCUGAGCCCCCAUGGCUGGGGCUGGGGGUCGGGGGUCGGGGAGCAGCUUUGCCAGGAGCAGGCAGAGGUGAGGGUUGGGAAAGUCAGCCGUACCCCCACCCCACAUCCUGUUUUUGGAAUGUGGGGCCCCAGCAUGUGCUUUCCUUUGGACUUUGUCCAAGGCAGUGUCUCCCCACCCAGGUCCACUCCCAAGGGAACCCUGCAUGACAGUGCGGAGGGUUCCCCACCACAUCCAUCAUUAACCGAGGGUUUUUCCAGGCUGGGCUGGACCCCUGAGCCAGUGUAGGUGAAGGGCACAUUUCCCACCCCUCCCUGAAAUCAGGCCAGGGGGUCCCUGUCAACACAUGGAAAACUAUACAGGCCCCCAUGGCUGACGGGGAAAGGAAAUGUCAUGGAGGGGGAGGUUCUUGGCCUCCCCACUCAGAGAGGGGCAGGCGUGUCUGGGCCCACCAGACCCAACCAAAGCCCUGGGGAUGGUCAGGCCCCGGAACACCACCUGGGAAGCCCAGCCAAGCUAGAGUGAGAACAGUUCCAUGAGGGGCUUAAGCGCAUGGGCUCCCAACCCAUCAAGCCAGGCAUGAGACGGGAACUGGCUAUUUACUUGCUGUGUGGGCAAGUGGCUUAGACCCUCCCAGUCUCAGCUUCCCUCCUGCCAGGGUCAUCAAGAGGAUGCAGUGAGCUGAUUUGUGUGAUCGGCUCGGCGCAAGGCCUGGUCCAGAGCGGGUGUACAGGGGAAGGGGAAUGGUGUGCGGGUGGGGCAGAUUCCUAGAAAGGCCUAGAGGGGACAAACAAGAUGUCUCAAGCUGAGGGUGUCCCCUCCUCAGCCACUCAGAUCACCACACAUCAUCCUAACUCUUCCCCUAAGGGAUAGCUUCUCCUGCCACCUAGAGUUGUAGAAUGUGAUUCAGAGCCUUACGAGGGCAGAGAAGUCCUUCUAUUCAUUUUUCACAUGAUAAAAUAACAUGCUUAUUAGAAUAAAUCUGGAAAUUAUAGAAAGGCAGGAAGAAAGCAAAAGCUUUUAUUUAACCACCAGUGCUGAACACUCUUGAUGCCUUGAUGGUUUCCAUGUGGGAUUCUUUCCUGGGCACAGGUUGUCUUUGUUCUCCAUAAUAUGGUUGGGACCUUAGCAUUAAGACAAGGAAACUUGGGGGUCAGACAGUGCAGCCUCCUCAGCUGACAAGCCAGGAGACUGGGCCCAGAAGAGCUCAGUGACUUGUCUAAGGCCAGUAGUGGCAGAGGUGGAACCAGAUCUACUGAGAUCUGCUGCCCCCAACGCUAGCACCAAACCCUCCUCCAGCCCUGAAGACUGCCUUCGAAGGUGACAGUCAGUUGCUAGUGGAUCUAGGCCUUCCAGUUUGGGGGAGUCUGUUCCAUGGGCUUCCGUAGAAUCCCCCUCCCUCAAAAGGGGUGUGGCUCUGGUUAACCCCCACCCCCAUUUCCAGAAGGAGACACAGCAGGUGGGAUGGGGGGAGGGUGGGUAAGGGAUAGAAAGGGAGGGCUGCAAAGCCCAGCAAGGGGCAUGGCCUUGUGUACGUUCCCAAGGGUGGAGCCAACCGACAGGGCCACCCUGUCCCUUUAAGAGAAGGGGGAGAGCAAGCCCCUCUCGGCUAUUCUGUCCUGUCAUCUAUCCUGGCCAAACCCAAAAGGGAAAAUGAAAGAGGGCCCGGGAGAGUAACAGGUCCCAGCCAUCUCCCAGGAUCCGUCCCUCAGCUCUAACACCUCAGCUCCAGCCACAGGCGCCAUGGGGGAGUGGGCGUUCCUGGGCUCGCUGCUGGACGCCGUGCAGCUGCAGUCGCCGCUCGUGGGCCGCCUGUGGCUGGUGGUCAUGCUGAUCUUCCGCAUCCUGGUGCUGGCCACGGUGGGCGGCGCCGUGUUCGAGGACGAGCAGGAGGAGUUCGUGUGCAACACGCUGCAGCCCGGCUGCCGCCAGACCUGCUACGACCGCGCCUUCCCGGUCUCCCACUACCGCUUCUGGCUCUUCCACAUCCUGCUGCUCUCGGCGCCCCCCGUGCUCUUCGUCAUCUACUCGGUGCACCGCGCCGGCAAGCAGGCGGGCGGCGCGGACGAUGGGCCCGGGCCGCCCCCGCGCCGCCGCUGCUACCUGCUGAGCGUGGCGCUGCGCCUGCUGGCGGAGCUGGCCUUCCUGGCGGGCCAGGCGCUGCUCUACGGCUUCCGCGUGGCCCCGCACUUCGCGUGCGCCGGCCCGCCGUGCCCGCACACCGUGGACUGCUUCGUGAGCCGGCCCACCGAGAAGACCGUCUUCGUGCUCUUCUACUUCGCCGUGGGGCUGCUCUCGGCGCUGCUCAGCGUGGCCGAGCUGGGCCACCUGCUCUGGAAGGGCCGCCCGCGCGCCGGGCGCCGUCGCCAGGCGGCAGAGCGCGACGGCCGCCGCCACCGCGCGCGCCCCGACCCCUGCGGCCCCCCCGCCUACCCGCACCCGGCGCCGGCCAGCGGCAGCGAGGGCGGCAGCGGCCACAGCAAGGCGUCCCUGGCCACGGUCCGCCAGGACCUGGCCAUCUAGAGGCGGGCCGCGGGUGCUUCCCGGAGAACUGUCCCCGGGACCCUGCCCUGCAGCGUCCCCAGCACUUCCCGAGUGCGCUCGAUUGAGUGGGGGCCCCGUAGAUUGAACUGUGGCAGGUCCUUGUUGCCCUGAUCCAGGCGGCAGGGGGGAGGCCUGGGGCUGAGAGAAGGUGCACAGAAGGGCACCGCAGAGCCGGAAGGGGAGGUGCAGGUGGUGCCCAGAAAAAGUACUUGUGAUACCAGCCUCCGGAGGGCCUCUCCUUGUUGGGGCUGAGGCCUGGCCUCUGUGUGGGCUCCCUGUGUGUGGCCACACACCGCACAUAUGUGUAGUAUGAGCUGCGUGUACGCAUGCACAUGUAAAACCUGUGUGAGCUCUUUGCGUGCGUGCACGUGAGCCGUGUGUGUACGUGUGUGUGUACAUCCUAUGUGGGCUCUCUGUGUGUGCGUGUGUAUUCCCUGUAGGUCUGCAUCUGUGCAGGCAUCUGUAUGCCCUGUGUCAGCCGCGUGUGUGUGUGUGUGUGUAUGAGAGACAGAGAGAGAUCUCUGAUAUGUACCGGGUGGGUGGUCAGGACCCAGUGCCAGCAGCAGCCACACUGACUCCCUCCCUACCUGCAGGGGCGUUGCAGGAAGGUCUCCCCUCUUGACCGAGCCCACAGAGAGAGGAGGCAGGUGCCCCUUCACACUGGGCAGGCCUCAGUGCGGUAGGGCUUGUGGAUACCACCCACACUCAACCUUGUGGCCUGGGCAGUGGCCAAGCCCUCCCUUUGGUGGAGGUAGAGUAGGGGUUGGCGGUAGGGUCAGAGGGCAGGACUCUUUUCUAGAUUCACCCCCUCACCCUGCUGCUGUUCCCCCCCAGUCCAUAAACUCGGCUAAGUCCCUGCCGACCUCAAAAGAAAGCUGCCCUGAAACGUGCCCUGGCCCUGUAUUUCCCUGUAGCCACCACCCUCUUCUCUUCUCUCCUCUGAGAGUAUAAAGAGCCACCUACAUGGCCACCUCUGGUCCUGCUCCUGUCUCUUCUCGGUCCCCAUCUGUCUUCCUCCCUCUCCACCCCAGUGGGGCCGCUCUCCGUAAGAUCACCCAGGCCCUAAGUGACAUCCAGGGGCCACCAUGUGACUGCACCCUGGACUUUGUUCAACCCCCCUGAGCAGGCUGCUGCGACCCGCUCUGCCUGAUUUUCUCCUGCGUCCUUGGCCCUUCCCUCUUUGUCCUCCUUUCCUUGCGCUCUUCUUCCUGGAAACCCCUGCCUGCACUGCACACAGCAGCCAGAGGGGUCUUUCUAAACAGUCCUCCUACUUAGGCCCCCAGGGGCUCCCUGUCAUCAGGGUAAGUCAAGCACCUGAAUGAGCCUUCUGAAGUCUUGCCCUCUCCUGGCCCUGCUUCACCCCUGCUGCACGGGCUUCCUAACCAUACUGACUUUUCUCUUCCUACAAACACAGUGACCAAUUUCCUUCCAGAUGUUUGAACGUGCUGUUUCUUUGCCUGGAGCAGCCUCUUUCUGCAGCACCCCCCUCCCCACCCUAGCUAAUACCUACCUGCCUUUCAGUCUCAUUUGGAAAUAGAUCCUUUUCCUAAUGGCCCCCUCCCCCAAGUCAGAGCUAGAUCACCACGGCACCCUUGCUUCUCCAGACAGAGCAUUUCUGCUGAAUGGCAUUACUUGCUCCUCCACCAAUGGACCCAGAGUCGUGCUUAGUAAAAUAUGUUGAUAAGGAACCCAAGGCGUCCCAGAGGCCCAAGCACUUAUCCUUGCUCACGGUGUGCAAUAGUGUCUCUCUGAUGUUGAUCAGUCAGGUGUGCAAAGCCUGGAUCUCCAACAAACUCAAAUGUGGAUACACAGCUGUUCUCCGGAUGUAUUCGUUCAAGAAAUAUUUGUUGAGCACAUACUAUAUGCCAGACUACGUUCGAGAUCAGCACCGUUCAAUAGAAAUAGGAUGUGAGCCACAUGUGUAAUUUCAGAUAUUCCAUUAGCCACAUUAAAAAGUAAAAGGAAACACA